UUCAGUAGAAAUUAUGUUAUAGACCAUAAAUUCCUAAAUCAACCGGCCGGCCCAACCAAAACCAAGACUCUCUCUCAGUCUCAAAUCUCAAUUCAUUAGUUCCACUUCUUCGUGAGAUUCAUACGCACAAACAGCAACGUUACUCCGCUAGGGUUCAUCAUUCUCUCAGUUCGUGGUUUCAUCGUUUAACGAAGAACCGUCGCCGUCCAUUAUUCAACCACAAAUCACCACCGAUAUUGAUUUUGUGAAGGUGUUGUCGGUAAAUAUUGUUUCUACUCAGCUCGCCGACAACUUCCGGAAUAAGAAGCCUGAGGAAAAUUAUUGGUGCGCGUUGGUAUAUUAAAGGAUAUGAAGUAGAAUUCGAUGGAGCGCGGCAAAAGUAGCUUGCAAGGAGUUGGAGUUCCUAGCUUGCAAGGAGUUGGAGUUCCUAGCGGAGUUGUAGAUCAAGGAGUGAGUCAAGGAGCAGCUGCUGGUACUGCACUCCCUCCACUUCGAAAAAGGAAACUUAAUGCUAGUGGUAGUAGAAAAACUUCUACGGUUUGGGAAGAGUUUAACAUUUUACCGGAUGAGCCUGAACCUAUAGCCGCGUGUAAACACUGUCAUAAAAGGUACCGAUGUGACCCUAAAACACAUGGUACUUCUAACAUGCUAGCUCACUCGAAAGUGUGUUACAAAAACCCUGCCCUUUUGUUGAAAGACCCCAAUCAGACAAACCUUGUAAGCGGCGAGGAUGGGUUUUUAGUUCCAACUAGUCAAAGGUUUAAUGCUGCAGCCUGUAGGAAGGCCAUUAAUACCUUUGUUAUCCUUGAUGAACAUUCCUUUAGAGUGGUUGAGGGUGUUGGUUUUAAGCAAAUGUGUAAACAAUUGCAACCCCAAAUGGCUAUCCCUACUAGGAGAACCGUUGCUAGGGAUUGUUUUCAGCUUUACCUAGCUGAAAAGUCACGUCUUAAAGCCUUUUUUAAAUCUGAUUGUACUAGGGUUGCACUAACCACAGACUGUUGGACUUCGAUACAAAACCUUAGUUAUAUGGCCACCACUGCACACUUCAUUGACACUGCUUGGAAGUACCAAAAAAAAAUUAUUAGUUUCUCUUUAGUUCCAAAUCACAAAGGUGAUACCAUUGACAUGAAAGUCGAGGACGUUUUGAGGGAAUGGGGGCUUAGGAAAGUGUCUACAAUUACCCUGGAUAACGCAACAGCAAAUGAUGUGGCUGUGAGUUAUUUGGAUAGAAGACUUAAGAGCAAGAAUGCUUUACUGGGUGUAGGUGAUUAUUUGCAUAUGAGGUGUGCUGCCCAUGUCUUGAACUUGGUAGUGAGAGAUGGUGAAAAAGAACAUGAAGGGUCUAUUGAAUCAGUUCGCACUGCUGUUAGGUUUGUAAGGUCUUCUCCACAAAGAGCUAUGAAGUUUAAGGAGUGUGUUGAACUUGCGGGCAUAACUUGUAAAAAAAAACUUUGUCUUGAUGUUUCUACAAGGUGGAAUUCCACUUACCUAAUGUUGGAUGCUGCUGAAAAGUUUGAAGCUGCAUUUGACAAUAUGAUUGAUGAGGAUCCUGGAUACAUCGAAUAUUUUGACCUCCUUACCGGUCCACCCGGUUCUCAGGAUUGGAAAAAAGUUAGGGCUUUUGUGGUUUUCUUACAAACCUUCUAUGAGGCAACCAAAGUGUUUUCAACUUCGCAAGAAGUGUCCUUGCAUUUAGCUUUUCAUAACUUGUCUUCAAUUUUGUGUGAGCUUCAAGAAGCUUCAUUUAACUUGAAUUCUUAUGUGGCUCCAAUGAUUUCACAUAUGAAGGUUAAAUAUGAUAAGUAUUGGGGGGAUGUAGGAAAAGUGAAUCCUUUUCUUUACUAUGGAGUGAUCUUUGAUCCUAGGUUUAAGUUUAACUAUAUUGAGUGGUCUUUUAAUGAUAUGUAUGGGCAUUCUAGUGACCUUGCCAAGAAAAAUAUUGAAUGUGUCAAAACUAGUUUGUUUAAACUAUAUAAUUGGCAUACACCUGAUCAUGAUAAGAAUGUUGGGGCUAGUCCUUUAAGUACACCAGGGAGCACUUCCCUUGGAGAAGCAUCUUCCCAACCAAAAGAACCAUCACCUUUUACAAGGGCUAAUGCUUUUAAGAAACAUCUGAAGGAAAAAGACACAAUUGAAAAUGAAAAUGAACUAGAGAACAACCUUGGUUCGGGAUGUGUUGGCAACACCUGUUUCUAG
Lathyrus oleraceus (garden pea) is the source of this 2196-nucleotide messenger RNA. Its product is annotated as zinc finger BED domain-containing protein RICESLEEPER 1-like. The record is from RefSeq and is a predicted model, not a curated record. Bases 364 to 2196 code for a protein of 610 amino acids. Gene Ontology annotation, molecular function: DNA binding. NCBI's taxonomy places the organism in Eukaryota, Viridiplantae, Streptophyta, Magnoliopsida, Fabales, Fabaceae. The transcript is spliced from 8 exons.